UAAUUCACCAUUGAGGAAAGCUGUUUUUACAUCCAUUUGAUGUAAUUCAAGAUCAAAAUAGGCUGUUAAUGCCAUGAUAAUCCGCAUAGAGUCCUUUGAAGAAACUGGGGAAAAAGUGUCACUAAAAUCAACCCCUUCCUUCUGUGUAAAACCCUUUGUUACCAGCCGAGCCUUGUAUCUUUCAAUUCUACCUUGAGCAUCUCUCUUGGUUUUGUAAACCCACUUGCAACCUAUUGGUUUAGUUUUAGAAUCAGAUUCCACCAAAGUCCAAACAUUGUUCUUGGACAUGGAUUCUAAUUCUUCUUCCAUAGCCUUCUUCCAUAAUACAGCUUGUGGACUUGUCAUUGCCUAAGAAUAGGUCAGUGGAUCAUCAAUAUCUCCUAGAUCGAAUUCAUUCUCCUGGAGGUAUACAUAGUCAUUUGAAAGAGUCGGUUUUUUCACUCUUGUUGAGUGUCUCACAGGUUGCUGCACAGGUUGAUGAUUGAGUUCUUGAAUUUCUUCAGACACAGAUGCAAGAUUAUCCUCAGCAACAGGCUGCAACUCAUUUUUAGUCAUCUCAGUGUCUUCAUCUCUAAUUGCAGAUGGUGUGUUUGAGAAAAUUGGAAUCUGCAGACAGUCAUUUAUUGCAUCAUCAUUAGUUGUUUGGUCAAUUUCUUCAAAUACAAAAGUUUCAGCUACCAUAUCUGCAACAUCUUGGUCUUCAAUGAACACAACAUUAUGAGUCUCUUGAAUCCGUGAAUAAGCCUGUGGACAAUAGAAUUUAUAGCCCUUGGAUUUCUCAGAAUAUCCAAUAAAGUAACAAGUUGUAGUUCUGGCAUCUAACUUCCUUUCAUUCGGAUUAUAAAUUCGGCCCUCAGACUUGCAUCCCCAUACAUGGAAAUGCCCAAAGCUAGGCCGUCUACCUGUCCAAACUUCAAAAGGUGUUCCUUUCACAGACUUAGUGGGCACUCGAUUCAAAAUAUAGUUGGCAGUCUUGAGUGCUUCACCCCAGAGAAAACUAGGCAGUUUUGAUCUUGAAAUCAUACUUCGAACCAUCCCAAUUAAAGUUCUAUUUCUUCUUUCUGAAACACCAUUUUGCUGUGGUGUCCCUGGAGUAGUAUACUGCGCCACAAUGCCUUGUUGCUGAAGAUAUAUUGCAAAAGGGCCCUUCUGUUGUCCAGCUUCAGUGUACCUGCCAAAAUACUCUCCCUCUCUAUCUGAUCUAACAAUUUUAAUUUGUCUAUUCAACUGCAUCUCAACUUCAGUCUUAAAGAUUUUAAAACAGUCAAGUACGGCUGAUUUUUCACUAAUGAGAAAAGUAGAACCAUAUCUAGAGAAAUCAUCAAUGAAAUUCACAAAAUAGCUAUUCACACUUAUGGUUUUAACAGGAAAAGGACCACAAACAUCAGUAUGUACAAUCUCAAGAAGGUUUUUACUCAUUUUUGCUUCAAAAUUUCUGAUAUUUGUUAGCUUUCCUUUCAUACAAUCAACACACUCUUUUGCAUUUUUGAAAUCAAGUGCAGGAAUCAAGUUUGUCUUAGCUAAUUAUAAAACUCUUUCUUUUGAAAUGUGACCUAGUCUUUUAUGCCAUAAACUAUAUGAAGACUCUGAUUCAUGCAUGCGUUUAGCAGUAGUACUCAAAACAAGGGAUGGUUUUUCAAAUAUGUAGUCUAUCUCCCACAGUUCAUCAUGCAAAAUAGUUGUCCAAAGUAAGGAAUUUAUUUUGUUUUUCUGAAAAAACUUUAUGCAUGAAUCAUCACAAAGAAAACCGAAACCUUGUUUGACCAAUUUUGAUGCAGAAAUCAAACUUCUUCUCAUAUCUGGAACAUAAAGAACAUCUUUCAAAUGAAGAACAAAACCUGAUUUCAUUUUAAGUUUCACAACCCCAAUUGCUUCAACACCUACUUUUGUCCCAUUCCCCACAAAAACAUUAUAGGAGUCUUUAUAAGUUUGUUUUUGUUUUUCAAAUCCAUGUAAUAUGUUUGUAAUGUGAACUGAACAUCCUGUGUCAAACCACCAAGAAUUAGCAGGAAUUUCAAUCAAAUUUGAUUCUACACAAACAUAGACAUUAGUUCUUCCUUUACUCCUUAGCCAAUCCUUGAAUGUUUCACAAUCCUUUCUAUAAUGACCCUUGAGUUUGCAGUGAUGACAUCUAAUUUUCGUCACAUCUUUCACAUUAAGUUUGUUAGAUUUAGAGGGUUUUGAGUAUUUUGCAGAUUUAGCAGACUUAUUGGCAUGAUUAGAGAAUUUAGAUGCCUUACCAGAAGCAAUAGUGGUAUCCUGAUUUCCAGCAUGCACUAGGUUCACAUCUUCUGUUUCUCUCAUUUUCUCUUGCCUCUGCCGAGUUUCCUCUUGCACACAUUGAGCAAUUAACUCAUCCACAGUCCAAGUCUUGUCUUGAGUGUUGUAUGACACUUUCAACUGGCUAUACUUCACUGGAAGAGCUUGCAGUAUCAUAAAAACCAGUUGUUUCUCACCGAUAUUGACCUCCAUGGAAUUGAGUUUCUCUGCUGCAUCCGACAUCUUCAUGAUGUGAUCUCUAAUGGAUGCAUUACCUUCAAUCUUGUAGGUUGUCAAGAUAGACAUAUAUUGACUGAUCUCUGCCUUCUCAGAUUCUUUAAACUUAUUCUCAAUGGCCUGAAGAUAAUCAAUAGCAAGAUCAUGCUUCUUGAUUCCCCCUCUAACAGUAUCUGUCAUCCCACUUUCAAGGAUGGAUAAAGCAAUUUUGUUGGCCCUAGUCCACCUUUCAAACUCAGCCUUCUCUGUUUUGGUACUUUUGUCGGUCAAUGGUGAUGGUCUAGGCGUAUCUAAUGCUAUAUCAAACUCAUUAAGAGUAAGCAAUAGACCAAUUUCACGCCUCCAUCUUUUAUAGUUACUACCCCCAGUGAGAAUAGGAACACUAGCAAGGUUGAGAGUCUUUAGAGGCACUGCAGACAUGUCAAAAUGAAAUCACAAAAAAGAACCAUAAGUUCCUGAUUUCAGUCUACAAUUACUAAGCACAUCACUGUAAUGAAUCAAUUUAGUCAUAUAUACAGACUUUUCAAUGAAUUUGAAAAGCAUAUAUAGAUCAAACAACCCUACAGUGAUGAACACGUUGUAUUCUGCAGAUUCAUAACUCAUGGUGUUUUCCAAUUCCAACAGAUCAACACAAUAAACGAAAUAAAUCAGUUAAUCUGUGCAGAAUAAUCAUGCAUAAAUUCAAAUUUUCAAUUUUUAACUACUAUUGAAUAAAUUAGAGAACACUAUAUUCUUCAUUAAUCAAUCUCAAGAAUCAAAUAACUCUUGUCAAGAAUUACCUUAAAUUCACGAUCCAAGAAAUCACGCAGCGGAAUGUAAAAGUUGAAACAUGAAUCUAAAAGAGAUGUGUUUCCUAGAUUAUCACUUGGAUCUGAUUUGAAGAACCGAUAAGUCGAAUACAAAACCAGGUGUUGUGUGAAGAAUUUCUUUCUUUACAGAAUACCAAAAGUCAAAACGCCUCCUUCCCUUUUUUUUUGUUGAGUCCAAAAACGACGUCGUUUAUUAUGAAAAAAAAAAAACCAACGCAAAUCAGUUCCUCAAUUGCAGUUCGUGUUCUGCAGACUUGAAUUUAAUCACAAGAUUUAUUUUGGCUCUGAUACCACAUGUUAGAAGAACUCAGAGACAUCAAAACCUAAAUCAGUCUCUUCCUAUGAACCGAAUUGAAUCAAGUGAUCAAAUCACGACAUUAACAAGAACGAAAACAAAAUAUAGACAGAACAUAAAAGAAUACUAACCUGCAGACAUGUUGCUUGAUGAAGAAGCCAUUGCAGCACUUACACAACCCUUCUCCUCUCUUCAAAUCUCAAUGCUCUCCCAAGAAUAGGUUAUUGGUGCAAAGAUGAGAGCGUUCUUAUGUGAGAGCAGUGUCUUAUGUAUAUAUACUAAGCAUAUCGAUUGCCCUAUUACAAUCCAAUAAGGAAUAUGAGUUCUAUUUAUGUGCAAAUACAAGAGUUCUCAAUAUCCUAGUCACAAUAGGAUUCCUGCCAACAUGACUAAGACUUCUUUUAUGAUAAUGUUAAUUAUCCCAAAACAUGUAAGAAUCAUACUCAUACUCUAACACGGGAAGCAACCACGUGUUUUAAAAAGUUAAAUAACAUGUAGUUGUAUAUGUUCAAAUGCAGGGUGUUGGCAUGCUGCUUGAAGGAAUUUUUGGUGGUGCUGUCGGUACCACUGCUUCUGUGUAAGAAAGCCUUUUUGCUUGACAUAUAUGUUGAUAUUCCCUUUAGAUAAUUUGUUGAACGUCUUGCUAGCUAUCAAAGAAUAUUGGAUAUCAACGGAAGAAAGUUUGCUAAUAAAGAAUAUGAACUCACUCAUUUUCCGAAAUGUGUUGCAACGGAAAUGUUGGCUUGCUUGGAUUAACACACAUAGGGAGCAGGAGUGUGGUGCAGAUUUCAACUGGGAAGUUUGGCGCUUUCUUUGCAUCGAUUCCUUUGCCGAUAUUUGCUGCCAUGUACUGUGUUUUAUUUGGAAUUCUGCUGUUGGGAUCACAUUCAUUCAGUUUGCAAAUAAUAAUUCCUUGAGAAACAUCUAUGUUUUGGGUCUUUCCCUGUUUCUUGGGAUAUCAAUACCUCAAUAUUUUGUCUCGAACUCCAGCCCGAAUGGUGUCGGGCCAGUUAAAACAGACGGUGGAUGGUUUGAUGACAUAUUGAACACAAUCUUCUCAUCGAGCCCGACAAUGGCGAUAAUCGUGGGGACGCUGCUGGAUAACACGCUUGACGCGAAGUAUGCGGUUGACAACAGAGGACUUGCAUGGUGGAGGCCAUUCCAGAGCAGGAAAGGAGAUGUUAGAAAUGAAGAGUUUUAUAGUCUACCUGUUAGGAUACGGGAGUACAUCCCUACCAGAUUUCUCUAUUAAAUACAACAGAACAUGUUUGUAAACUAUGAGCAGGUUUAAUUUCUUGUUCUUUAACUGUUUAUGUACAUGAUGUGAGGGUUUGUUAUUAAUUUAUAUAGAACUAUUGUAUCCUA
Messenger RNA from Malus domestica (apple), 4965 nucleotides. The record is from RefSeq and is a predicted model, not a curated record. Lineage: Eukaryota; Viridiplantae; Streptophyta; Magnoliopsida; Rosales; Rosaceae.